Molecule: messenger RNA, 2084 nt
Organism: Amaranthus tricolor (Joseph's coat)
Lineage: Eukaryota; Viridiplantae; Streptophyta; Magnoliopsida; Caryophyllales; Amaranthaceae
Product: two-pore potassium channel 5-like
Exons: 4
Coding region: 571-1941 (456 amino acids)
Biological process (GO): stabilization of membrane potential; potassium ion transmembrane transport
Cellular component (GO): plant-type vacuole membrane
Molecular function (GO): potassium ion leak channel activity
Source: RefSeq, a predicted model, not a curated record
GUUUCUUUAAUAUUCGUUCAUUCGCUCAUUCUGUCUCAUUUUACGCUAAAAAAUCCUUUUGCCUCAUUUCCCCUAAAUUUACCAUUUUCUUCUAAGCAAGUUAUGUAGACCCAAGCUCGAACCAUCCCGCAAUAAAAUAGAUAAGGAUUUAAUGAAGCACAGUUUAAUGAAGUUAAACUUACCAAAAUAUAGUUAAGAGAAUUGUUAAAGGGGAGAGAAAAAUGAAAAUACAAGAAAUGACCGUGGGGAUAAGGAUUAAGUAAUGCCGAAAAUCAAGAACAAUGAAGGACAUGAGAAUUGAAGAUACAGCAUUAAUGGAGAAGUGGAAAGGUUGGAGGAGUGAAGAUGAAGGUGAAUAUCAGAGAAGGAAUUAUCAUGUUUGAAUUUACCAAAAAUCAGAAGAAGUUAAGUGUGGGCCCUCCGUUGAAUUACUUUCUAAAAACCAAAAACUUGACUUUGGUUGUAUCAAAUUUACAAAGAAGAGACAGAUUGAGAGAUUAAUUGUAGAAAGAUGACCGAAAAAGUCAAAGUAAACACAAAAACCUCCACAAUAUCUUGCGGCUUUUGAUAAUGGAUGAACCAUUUCUCCAUCAAAUUGACGAUACAAGCACACCAAGAUCAAGACUAAGAAGACAAAUUUUAUCAAGCUACCUAGACGGUAGAACCUUACACGACACAGGCACACCCCGAGCAGCAGCACGACAACAUUUUGCGACAGGCUACAUUGAUCGGGGCACACCAAGGGGCCAUUCUCCUCUUAGACCUUCCAACAAUGAUCCAAUUCUUCCCCAAAUUAAGAUCACCCGAGUAAAUUCGAUUGAUACCAGCAAACUACUGCACAAACAAUCAACUCUUAGGCUGCUCAGAGAUGAUAAUAUCAUAAUUCCACCCUCUCCUAUAAUUGCAACUCCUUUAGAUAAAGAUUUAAUCAUAAACUUCGACAGAUCCAGUUCAGCACCACCUCUUUUCACCGAGGAAAAAGGGCCCAUACAACUCGACUUCAUUGAUCAUAAACACCGUCCAAAGCUCGCUCCGAAGAUCCUCCAUCUAGCUCUUUUUGGGUUGUUGGUAUACAUCAUUAUUGGGGUUACUGUAUUCACAUUAACCCAUGACACAUUCAAAGGAAAAAGAACUGUUAAACUGGUUGAUGCCCUGUAUUUUACUGUUGUAACUUUGUCUACCAUUGGAUAUGGUGAUAUAAUCCCAGCUUCAAAUUUCACCAAAUUGUUCACUUGCAUAUUUAUUUUAGUGGGUUUUGGUUUUAUUGAUGUUUUAUUAAAUGGGUUAGUUACGUAUGUCCUAGAUAUGCAGGAGGAAAUCUUACUGGAUGAUGUCAAGUUUACUGCUUUCAUCAGAAACUAUGUUAUAAAUAAAGAGAAAGGAAGAAUGAGGAUAAGAACUAAGGUGUGUUUGGCUUUGGGGGUUGUUAUUGUUUGCCUUACAAUUGGGACUUUUACAGUUCAUUUCUUGGAAAAGUUGAGUUGGGUAGACAGUUUUUACCUGUCUGUAACUUCAGUUACUACAGUUGGGUAUGGAGAUCAUGCUUUUAAGACUGCAGCAGGAAGAUGUUUUGCUAUCGUGUGGUUAUUAACGAGCACAUUGGCUGUUGCUAAAGCCUUCUUGUACUUGACAGAGUAUAGACUUGAGAAGAGAAACCGUAGGAUAGCGAAAGAGGUACUUGAGAAGAAAUUGACUCUUGGAGAUUUGGUUGCAGCUGAUAUGGACCAUGAUGGAUGUAUCAGUAAAUCAGAGUAUGUAAUAUUCAAGCUUAAAGAGAUGGGAAAAGUAACAGAGAGCGACAUAGAAGAAAUUUGCAAGCAGUUUGAAGCAUUGGGUUACACCCACAGCAGAAAAAUAAGCAUCACUGGUCUCAUUGAAGAUGAUUCAGAAUCAGAAACAUGCUCUGAAUCUCAACAUCAUGACUACUCAAAUCAUAGCUGAUUCUGAACAAAAUUCUUCUAUAUGAGUUGUGUACUGUGUACACCGUGACCAUGUAUAUGUAUAUGUAUAUGUAUGUUUUUUAUUCAUGAGAGAAGAAGACAUUGUUUUCUGAAUCAGAUCAAACUCAUUUUUACCGUUUUGCA